AUGCCGGGUGAGGGUCGUGCCACUCCAGUUGACACAAACGACGGUCCCUUGGAGCAACGGGUAGUAGGACUCGAGUCGAGUGUGAGAGAGAUUCUGGACUUACUUCGUACCGCAGCGAAUACUCCUCCUCAGCCUCCCCCUGCCCCUCCUGUCCAACCAGUCCCAGUCGCCCCCGUUGUCUCAAACUCUCAGGGCCCGCCCCCCUUACUCUCCUAUGUUCCCCCUCCCACGUCUAACUCCUCUAUCGGUACGUUAUCCAUUCCUGACUUCUUCCCCGACGUCGACGCCGCAAUUGUGGCAUCAAUCGGCAAGCAUGAGUUCAAGCCGCAGCAGUUGGGCAAGCUGAUCCCCAGCAUCACCGCAAAAGCUACCACGACAACUUACGCACUUGAGGACGGCGCUUUACGCGCUACGGAUACGGCUCCCAUAAAGGAUCUCCCUGAUUUCUCCACCUUCAUGCGAGCAUUAGGCAUCUACUUUCAAAUCCUAUACAGAUACAUAGGGACGACGGGCAGUAUUCAGGCCGUAAUCGAUGUUGCAGUGUCCACCCAAGGUUACACCAACCUCCUUCACGAGUAUUCUCGCUAUUUCACCUACCCAGCCAUCCUCACAUACCACAUCGCUCACCACUCUCGCCGUAUCAGGGAGAUGCUCCGUGGAGAUUACUCCUUAUGGGCUGACGAGGAUCGGGCGCUAGUUGGCCAGCUUCACCGAUCGAACAUUUUCCAAGAAGUAAAGUCCGGCUCGGCUACGUCAUCCAAAUCCAAGUCUACACCCUCCGCAACGACGACCCGCGACGUGUCUAAUCAGGUCUGCAACCGGUUCAAUAACGGCGCAUGCUCAACCACACCUUGCAAAUCGGGUCGUCUCCACAAGUGCGCAGUCUGCGGCUCCACAGCGCACGGCAAGUCCACUUGCACCCAGCCACCGCCUAGCACUUGA
Pleurotus ostreatus (oyster mushroom) is the source of this 942-nucleotide messenger RNA. RefSeq lists its product as uncharacterized. The record is from RefSeq and is a predicted model, not a curated record. NCBI's taxonomy places the organism in Eukaryota, Fungi, Basidiomycota, Agaricomycetes, Agaricales, Pleurotaceae. The coding region runs from base 1 to 942 and encodes 313 amino acids. The transcript has a single exon.